Entelurus aequoreus (snake pipefish) is the source of this 5365-nucleotide messenger RNA. RefSeq names its product TAO kinase 2b (gene taok2b). Gene Ontology annotation, molecular function: ATP binding; protein kinase activity. The transcript has 17 exons. The coding region runs from base 584 to 4255 and encodes 1223 amino acids. Lineage: Eukaryota; Metazoa; Chordata; Actinopteri; Syngnathiformes; Syngnathidae. Gene Ontology annotation, biological process: protein phosphorylation. The record is from RefSeq and is a predicted model, not a curated record.
CAGAUCAGAGGUAUCCUCGAAGCGUAGAAGAAGAACCUCUUCCGCUAUUUUCUCGGCUCCCGCCCCGCUCCGCCAUCAUGAAGCCCUGAACAAAAAACGAAUGUCGACCAAAAUGGGGAUAACGCCAGCCGGGGAUCAAACCGUUUAACGUCGUGACAGUGCAAAGCGGAGCAUGGAGUGGACACCUGGGAAUUUAUGACACAACCCCACGAUGAAGACUUCCCGGUCGGCUCUUUUUGUUAAUUGCUAACUACGGCUAAUUAGCCUCUCCGACUGUCCAAAGUAGACAAGCGCCGCUCUUCCCCCUCAGCUAGGUGGCUAGCUUAGCUCUGACAAGCGGCUGGCUGUCACUGCCGCUGACAUUCAUGUCAUCUCAGGCUGCCGGCUGCACAAUUGACUCGGAGCGACGGGAUGGCGAGGACUUCGAGUAACAGACCAAAUGCAGUCUGCUCGCGUUGAGUAGACAUCAGCGCCGGGGGGUGGUGCUGGGAAAGAGGAGUGAGAUACCUAUAUUUUUCUCCAAUCAGGCCAGUUAGCUAGCUUCAGCUAGCUACAGUGGAUCCCAAAAGCCACGGCGCUGGCCAUGCCAUCGAGUGUGCGGGCCGGGAGCCUGAAGGACCCGGAGGUGGCUGAGCUCUUCUGCAGGGAGGAUCCUGAGAAGCUCUUCACAGACCUGAGGGAGAUUGGACAUGGGAGCUUCGGUGCCGUCUACUUUGCCCAUGACAUCCGCACCAAUGAGGUGGUGGCCAUCAAGAAGAUGUCCUAUGGUGGCAAACAGUCCAAUGAGAAAUGGCAGGACAUCAUCAAAGAAGUCAAAUUCCUCCAGAAACUGCGGCACCCCAACACGGUCGAGUACCAUGGCUGCUACCUGAGGGAGCACACGGCGUGGCUGGUGAUGGAGUACUGCUUGGGCUCCGCUUCUGACCUUUUGGAAGUCCACAAGAAACCCCUCCAAGAGGUGGAAAUAGCUGCUAUUACCCAUGGUGCACUUCAGGGACUGGUCUAUCUUCACUCUCACAACAUGAUUCACAGGGAUGUGAAAGCAGGAAACAUCUUGCUCACAGAGCCGGGUCAGGUCAAACUGGGUGACUUUGGUUCUGCAUCCAUUGUCGCUCCAGCCAACUCCUUUGUGGGAACACCUUACUGGAUGGCCCCUGAGGUGAUCCUGGCCAUGGACGAGGGUCAGUACGAUGGCAAGGUGGAUGUGUGGUCACUUGGCAUUACCUGCAUAGAGCUGGCGGAAAGGAAGCCUCCCCUGUUCAACAUGAAUGCUAUGAGUGCCUUAUAUCACAUUGCCCAGAAUGAGAGUCCCGUGUUGCAGUCAAAUCACUGGUCGGAUUAUUUUCGCAAUUUUGUGGACUCAUGCUUGCAGAAGUUGGUCCAGGACAGACUUACCUCUGAUGUGUUGCUCAAGCACCAUUUCCUAUGCAGAGAGCGUCCCAUGACCGUUGUGAUGGACCUCAUUGCACGUACCAAGGAUGCUGUUCGCGAGCUGGACAACCUGCAGUACCGGAAGAUGAAGAAAAUCCUCUUCCACGAAGCCCACAAUGGCCCUGCACCAGAGGGGGCCGAGGAGGAAGAGGACGUGGAGCAGUACAUGCUGCGCACGGGAACGGUCAACAGCAUGGAGAGCUCCCACUCGCUGCCAUCCAUGUCCAUCAGCGCCAGCUCCCAAAGCAGCUCCGUCAACAGCCUGGCGGACGGUUCAGACGACAGCGGCGAGAUGGCCAUGAUGCAGGAGGGCGAGCACACAGUCACCUCUAACAGCUCUGUCUUACACAAGCCGCUGAGCCACGACAACAUCUAUGAUGACCCUUAUCAGCCAGAGGUUGACUCACAACGAGAUGCCUCGUCUGCUGGUGGUGGUGGUGGUGGAGGAGGAGGAGGAGGUGGGGGUGGGAGACGUCGUCGAGGCAGAGACCAUUUCGCUACCAUCAGGACUGCUUCGCUUGUUACUCGCCAGAUCCAAGAACAUGAGCAGGGGUCGGCCUUGAGGGAGCAGAUGUCUGGGUACAAGCGUAUGCGCCGGCAGCACCAGAAACAGUUGAUGGGCCUUGAAAACAAGCUGAAAGCAGAGAUGGACGAGCACCAGCUGAGACUGGACAAGGAGCUGGAGAACCAGAGGAACAGCUUCUCUAUGGAGGGUGAAAAGUUAUCCAAAAAGCACUCCGCUAUCAUGGACAAGGAGACAAAGGCGGUCCUAACUGAGGAGAAAAAGUUCCAGCAGCACAUACUCGGCCAGCAGAAAAAGGAGUUGACAAGUCUGCUGGAAUCACAGAAACGACAAUAUCGACAACGCAAGGAGCAGCUUAAAGAGGAGUUGAACGAGAACCAGUCAACGCCCAAGCGGGAGAAGCAGGAGUGGCUGGUGCACCAGAAAGAGUGUCUGCAGCAGCUCCAAGCAGAGGAGGAGUCAGGCCUGCUGAGGAGGCAGAGGCAGUAUUAUGAGCUGCAGUGUCGCCAGUACAAGAGGAAGAUGCUGCUGGCACGACACAAUCUAGAGCAGGAUCUGAUCCGUGAGGAGCUGAACAAGAAGCAGACCCUGAAGGACCUGGACUGUGCUAUGCUGCUGCGCCACCACGAGUCCACCCAGGAACUGGAGUUCCGCCAGCUGGGUCUGGUGCAGCGCACCCGGGCCGAUCUGAUCCGCACGCAGCACCAGACGGAGCUCACCAACCAGAUGGAGUACAACAAGCGGCGUGAGCAGGAGCUGCGUCAGAAGCACGCCGUGGAAGUCCGCCAGCAGCCCAAGAGCCUCAAAGUGAGUGAGGGUGGCACCGCCCAGAACCAGGGGUGCCCCGAGGAGUCCUCGGGCCAUGCGACAGAGGGUCAGAACGGGGAGGGGCCGCUAGAAGCCUCAGUUGAGGAGUUAGAAAAGAUGGAUGAGACCAAAGACAGGAAGCUUGAUGGAGAAGUUGAAUUUAGAGAUGAAGAGGAAGAUGAGGGCAUCAAACAUGUGGAUGACUUGUCAACCAGCAGAAGAGGCUCAGAUGAGAAAGAGGGGUGGGAGAUGAGGGAGGUGGAAGGGGUUCAGUGGGAAUAUGAGGAAGAUGGAGGUCAGACUGCACACUUAGAUGAAGAGGAGGGUAGAGGCGUGGCGGAUGGUUGCCCAUCUGAGCUCAUGCCCGCACUGUCCCUUGAAAAAAGACGUCAGCAUGUGUUGGACGACUUGUCUGAGUUUUACUUCCCUGAUGCCAUAGAAGAGCUGGAGCCCAUUCCCCCCGGCCCUCCCCCUCCACCACCACCGCCAGAGUCCUCCCUCCCGUCGCUCUUCUCCCACGCCGUCUGCCUCCUCCUCUCGCUGUCGGCCGCCGCCCAGCCCUCCAACCUGACGCUGCUGCUCCUCACUGUCUUUCUCCUCUCCUUGCGGCGCUCGCCGCCGCUGCCCUCGCUGGCGUCCCUCCUGCUGUCGGCCGAGCUCGCCCUCCUGGCGCACUUCUUCUCCUACCUCCUCCUCCGCUCCUGCUGCUCGCUGUCCUUCUCCGCCUAUCUGUCGCUGAGCCUGUGGGCCAGUGGCCUCUUUAGUCUGGGGCUGUCCCUCAGCCUGGGCAUCUACUACAUCCCCAUGAUUUUAGUCUCCGCCUCCUUCCUCAGCUCCCCCUCCCUCUUCUUGUCGCUCUACCUGCUGGUGGUGCUGGUUGUCCGGCCGGUCCGCGACUUCUUCCAGCAAGCACCCCGCAAAGUCAACCGACUGUGCAUGCGGGUGCUUUUCCGCCUUCCCCGACCGCUCUUCGCCAUGUGCCAGUCACUCCUCGGCGGCGUGGCUGAGCGAAGCCUCUAUGAGAUGUUCCCAAAAGCAGGGCGUAACUGGGGUGUGCGCCAGUCCAAAAUCCCUGUCCCCCUGAAGAGUCUACCUUCCAAACAUCAGGCUCGUGGCACAGGCCACUCCCCGCUGGCACAGGGCGCCCUCUGGGUGAAGCGAUUCAGCCGACGGCCACUCGGGGUGCUUGCCGACUUGGCGAACUCGCUAGUGCUAAAGCUAGCUCGGCAGCUGGUCAAAAAGCUGCCGGUGGGCGCGCGUCUCCGGCUGAGACGCGUGGGCCUUCUAAAGGAGGAGAGGCCCAGCAGGCUGCCUCGACUGCUCCCUCGUGAAGUGAGGGAGAGGAGGAUGAGGGAGCGAGUGAGGCGGGAGAGGGAGAGGCGGCGGAGGGAGGAGCGGGAAAGGACGCUACGCGAUGAGGCCAGGUGGGAGUGCGGCCUCAGGCGAACGUCCUCGGGAAGGUUUGUCAGAGGGAAGGUUCGCCCGUGGAGAUAAGUGCUCAUGCUGCACUGUGGGGGUCUCACCAGUUACUGUACCAAACAUUUCCUUAUUGUGCUUUUUGUAAAAGUUCUUUUUUGUUCUUGAUUAGUAAGACAAUUUCAAAUUGUUACUUUUUAUUUCUUAUGUGUGUGCAAUUUGUUUUUCUGACUUUAUGGAUCAAAUAUCACAGUGUUAUCUUUAAAGCUGUGGACAAUCAGUCUGUCCCAACGUCGCCCUAAAUAGUGAACACUAUAGCUUCAAACGUGCAAUAAACAGCUCUGUAGUCCACACAAAUAUCACAUAUUACAAUAUUUGCUUCCACUUUCAUCUUUUAUUGCGGUUUAUGCGAUAAUGUUGUUAGGAUUUACCAUGUAAACAUGUUCUUAUGUUAGUUAUAUGAAGCCAUUGGGUGCCUAUGAAGAUAUAUUUGCACAAAUGUCUUUAAUAGGCUAUUGUAUGUUAAGAUUGAAAUAAAUAUUGGAAGAGUCAAAAGGCCUUUUUAUAUAAAUUCAACAUGUUAUUUAUCUAAAGCCAUAUCUUUUACACAGAUUAUAUCCAAAGACUGAUAAAACUACUGAAUGUGAAAGUUGUGAUAUUAGAUGAAGACUUAAACUUAAAUGUCAUUUUUGCAUUUACAUAAAAAAAAAAAAAUCCAAACGUCCCUUUGGUUGGACCAAAAGACCCAUAAAAUCAUUUAAAUGAAGGUUAAAACAUGCAGAUAGACAUGUAUAAUUUACAAUGAUUGUGGUUCAUAGAAGAAUACAAAUGCACAUUAGUGAUGACAUUUCUGUAGUUUGAGAUGUAAGUUAAAGAGCAAAACUUCCUCAGGAGAAAAGACUUAGUUUGCUUUCUGGGGUCGCAAACAAGCUUUAAAUGACAUAUUUCACGUCAUAUUUUAUUUGACAGUAACUUAUUUUUUAUUUUAUGCCAUUGUGUUUGACGAUCCCUGUUCCUCUGUUUACAUGUUUGUAUUGUGUUGUCACCUUUUAUACUUAAGUGAAGCAGUAUUUCUUUCAGACAAGAACUGCGUUGUUUGGUAGCUUUUGUUUUAAAUUACUGUAUUAUUCACAUUUGGAAAGCAUAAAAAAAUCUUUGUCACACGUUUUUUGUGCACCAAAAUAAAUU